This is a messenger RNA of Ostertagia ostertagi, 396 nucleotides long. The record is from the annotation of a GenBank genome assembly. Lineage: Eukaryota; Metazoa; Nematoda; Chromadorea; Rhabditida; Trichostrongylidae.
AUGCCGAUGGUGAGAGUAGCGACCAAUAUUCCUGACAAGGAUGUUCCUCCUAAUUUUGAGGAACGUCUCACUGACAUAUUGGCGGAGUCCAUGAAUAAGCCCCGAACCAGAAUUGCAGUCGAAGUUUACGCUGGCCAGCGUAUCAUGCAUGGAGGUGUACGAAAUCCUGUGGUCAUAAUCAAGGUGGAGUCUAUAGGCGCUUUGGAACCCGAAAAAAACAUUCGACACACGGAACGAGUCACACAGUUAUGUCAAGAUGUUCUACAUGUACCGAAGGAUAAGGUUGUGAUCAGUUAUUUCGAUUUGGCUCCAACAAAUGUUGUGAUCAGUUAUUUCGAUUUGGCUCCAACAAAUGUUGGCUUCGGUGGUACUACAGUGGCCGCUGCAACCGUCUAG